This is a messenger RNA of Myxozyma melibiosi, 1221 nucleotides long. RefSeq lists its product as uncharacterized. Bases 112 to 894 code for a protein of 260 amino acids. The transcript has a single exon. The record is from RefSeq and is a predicted model, not a curated record. Lineage: Eukaryota; Fungi; Ascomycota; Lipomycetes; Lipomycetales; Lipomycetaceae.
CCUAAACCGAAAUUCAAGCCGAUAGGGAGGAAUACAGCGGAGGAGGAGGAGGAGGAAGAGAGAAGGAGGCGGGAAAAGGAACGUGAGAGGGAGAAGGAGCGACGGAGGAAGAUGAGGUGGGAUCGGAGGUCGCCUGCGCCUACGGCGGAGCAGAUCCAGCAGAAGAUCGAGGAGGAGAAGGGAGUUUUUGAUCGGACGCCGAUCAUCACGCCCGAGACUACGCCGAAGGUGACGGCGAAGGUCGGUAGUGUUGAGGCAGAGCGGGAGAGUGUCGAACUCACAGAGAGAAAAAGUGAACCGCCAAAGUCGGCUUAUGUUGUGCUUGACGUGGGGAAGAAGAAGAAAGAGGAUAUACUAGCUGCUAAGAACGACGAGGACGACGAUUCCGGAAGCGAUAUCUUUUCCGACGUGGGGACAGAUUACAAUCCUCUCUCUGACGACGGCGACAAAUCAAGUGAGGAGGAGGAGGAGAAUGUUGCUCCUAACAAAUCAUCGUCCAAGCGCACACGGCCGUCUGAAGAGGAAGAUGCGAGACCAGCGAAGAAACACGAUUACUUUGCGUUUUCAUCCAAGCCAUCGGUUGAAAAGUCAACUACUACCACCACCACCCCCACCCCCACCGCGACAUCUCAGCCGACUACGCCGUCCACGCACCCAUCAACGCAAAUGAUGGACCUAAUCCAAACCGCCGACCUAACAGCGAUGGCCAAGAACGUGCGAGCGCAAAAGGAAGAGUCGAAAAGGCAGGGUCUGGUGCCGCUGCAGGCGAUGGGCGGGGACUACGAUAUCGACGAUGAUCUCGGGGGCGAGGGACGGUGGAUCGAGGAUGAUGAGGAGGAUUUUAUUGGGAAGAAGGGGCCGAAGGGGAAGGGGGGGAAGAAGCGGAAGCGCUGAUGAUUUUUAUGAAUGUAUGAUACUAACAGUUGAGAUGUGUAAUGAGAUGAAAUAGACUGAGGAUCUGAUAAAUUGCACUAAGAGCUAAGGCGUCCAGAGGGAUGCAGACCAGAUCAACGCGAUUGCUCGAGCAGCGCUGGUGGCCCUGUCCGUCCAACCACUCAAUUGACUUGUUCUACAAUUGAAUAACAAAAGAAUAAACAACUCUUCUACUGAUUAUAUUCUGAAAAGCAGAUAAAAGACCUCUACAGCAGAAAGCACAGUGAACAGAUCACUUACCCUACCUCCUCGCGGCCACGUAGUCCCUCGUCUGCCGCGCACGCAAAC